GCGUAGACGCAGGAUAUGGGAAUGGGAAUUAUACAAAUGUAUAUAAUCAUAAAAAGGACCGAAACUCCUUUUCUUUUUCUCGUUAAAAAAAGCAUUUCCUUCUCUUUAUUUUGUCUUUGUUCUCCUUCUCUCUUCUCACUAUCCUCUUUGAUUCUGUGCUCUCUUCACGUUUCUCUUUGGUCGUCUGGUUUCCUAUCUUUCGUUUUGCCCUUUUAUUUUUUUUUGAUUCCCCACCAAGUUUCCCCUAAAAAUCCAUCAAACUUUAUUAAAGAAGGAAGAAAUAAUAAAGGGUAUAGAAGAACAAUGGUUUUCUCAUCCAAUUGGUCACAGCCUACGAAUUCAAACCAUCAUCAGCAUCAGCUUCACGAGAAUGGAAGUUUAGUGAGCGGCCACGGACUACUUUCUCAACAACUUCCACCUUGCCCACCAAACCCUAACCCUAACAACCACUAUGCUGCUGUCGCCAGUGGUCUUCCGGCGAGGCUUGGUGGAUCCAUGGCUGAGAGAGCGAGGCAGGCCAAAGCUCCUCCACCUGAGGGGGCCCUAAAGUGUCCUCGAUGCGACUCCAUCAACACUAAGUUUUGUUACUACAACAAUUACAACCUUACUCAGCCUCGUUACUUCUGCAAGGCUUGCCGCCGCUACUGGACACGUGGCGGCGCCCUGAGGAACGUCCCCGUGGGUGGUGGCUGCCGGAAGAAUAGCAAAAAGGGUAAAAAUGGCAACUCAAAAUCUUCAUCUUCGUCGUCCAAACAGUCUUCUUCCACGGUCAACGAUCCAAGUUCCAACUCAGGACAGCUAAGGACAAACUAUCAGUUCCCGUUUUUACCAACUCUUCACAAUCUCACUCAACUAGAAGGUAUCGGAUUGAAUUUAACUGCCGCUAAUGGCAACAACCAAGGCCACCAGAUUGGUUCUAGUUUGAUGAACGAUCUAGGGUUUCUUCAUGUCGGAAAUGGACGAAACAUAGCAGCUCCGAUUAGUGGAAACAUUCAUGACAACAACAAUAACGGUGCAAGCAGCCUAAUGAGCCACUUCAAUCUCUUCGAUCCAACGACGGGGCUACACGCUUUCCAGAACGGUGGAAAUAUCGUAAACAACGUCGGAAUAUCUUUUUCCUCUACGCCCAUGGUUGAUUCUAGGGCUUACCAGGCCGCUCCAGUGAAGAUGGAAGAACAACCCGGUUUGGUUAACUUGUCUAGACCGGUCUCCGGUUUGACGUCUCCCGGGAACCAAACAAACCAGUACCUUUGGAACAGUUCAGAUUUCUCGGGUCCUUCUUCUAACGAUCACCACCAACUCUUGUGAGAUUUAGUGUAUCUGUUGGAUCGUUAAUAUUAAUGUAUGUUACGACGAAACGGUCAUGAUCAAAUGCAUGCAGAGUACGUGUGUGGGACAGUGAUGGUGGAGACGUAUUCUGAUACAACUAAAAGGUAUCUUAAUCAGAGUUUGUGGUUCUUCAACUUAAGAUCGAUAUUUAUGUAUAAUCAGGUGAGUCAUUUGUUUUCUAUUAUGUGGUUUCAUGGUAAGUCUGAAGUUGCUAUGUCUCUCAACGAAUUCGUGUCGAGUGUGUAACAGUCCACUUUGUAUACGUUUUUAAACUAAAUCUCAUGGAAUAUAUAAUGGUUUCAGCUA
Molecule: messenger RNA, 1635 nt
Organism: Brassica napus (rape)
Lineage: Eukaryota; Viridiplantae; Streptophyta; Magnoliopsida; Brassicales; Brassicaceae
Product: dof zinc finger protein DOF1.1
Exons: 2
Coding region: 16-1308 (430 amino acids)
Biological process (GO): regulation of DNA-templated transcription
Molecular function (GO): DNA binding; DNA-binding transcription factor activity
Source: RefSeq, a predicted model, not a curated record